UUCUCCCUCCUCUUUCUCUCUCUAAAAAUUCGUGAACCUCUCCUGACUCCACUAGGUUUUCGUGAAACUUCGCAGUCUAAUUCUACUCGGCGAGCUCUGAAUCAAGUCCCGGAGCUCGUAUCUUCUUCUUCCUCGCCGGGAGUUCUAUCCGAUGAUGCCGUUUUCUCGAGUCGCCGUUCAGAAUCGGAGCGAGGUCGAUACGAGCAUACUUCUCCUGAUAGCUGGAGAAGAAUAAGGACAUUUGCAGUUUGGUGGCAUUGGUAGCUCAUAACAUGGAGAGGACUGUUUCUGUAGAGGAGAACUAUGAAAGUUGCAGUGCUAAUCUUGUUUCCAUGUUGGCGGGAUCAUCCAUUAAGAUUGAUUCAAUAGUUAUAGAUCUUGUCAAUGCAAAUAAUGGGGUUGAUGCAGAGAAGUGCAAGCAUAAUUUCUCUAUACGUGGGUAUGUGUCUGAAGUUCGCAGCAAAGACUGGAAGAAAUGUUGGCCAUUUGCUUUAGAUAGUGGCCAUGAUAACCCUGAGGAACAAAACUGUAAGCUUCCACCUUUAGAUGUUCCAGAGUUCAGAUGGUGGUCUUGCCAAAACUGUCUGCGUAAAGUUGGAGCCAAAGGUAUUGCAAAUGAAGAUGGAGCUCUUGUUAAUACAAAUGGUAACCUCAAAUCAUUUGCCAGUUGUUGCCAUAGUGAUGCUACAAUGCUGUUGUCAGACCUUCAGCAGGCUGCAGACUUAAAAAUUCAUGAAUCAAGUAAUGCUGAUGCUAGUACUUCUUUAAAUGGCAAUUGCAAUGGCUAUCAUCAUUCAUUAUGUGGUGAUAAGGGAGAAAAGAAAGCAAAAAUUGCAAAUUCCCUGAUGAUAGGGCAUGCUACUGGAUCAAGAGAUACCAUGAAGGAAAUUCCAAAUGUUUUAAAUUGUGCUGUAAUUGAGGAUAUUCCUAGCCUCAUGCAACAAAGAUGUCAGACAAAUUUAGCUUUCAGGUCAAAGUGGAAUGGAUCUCUGGAAAAUCGCAAGCAUGACUUGAAAUAUCAACAAGUCAUUGAUUUUACCCAUGUAAACCUCAACCACAUGGUUAAGAAUAAUGCUGAUAUGCUAAAUAGGGUGUCAGAUUCUAUCAAGAAUUGUACAAGUAAUCAUCCUUUCUUGGAAUUGGAUGAAUGUGAUUAUUUGUCAUCUGAAAGUGCAGAGAUAUUGCUUGGAACUGCUUCUGGCAAUUCCCAUCGCCGAAAAACCCGUAAGGUGCGACUGCUGACAGAGUUGUUGGGUAAAAAUGGAGAUGAAAGAACCAAUAUCAUAAGGACAGAAAGUCCUCCAACGAAUGACACUCCCGAUGCAUUUGCAGGAGAGAAUUCAUUUUCUGUUCCUCAAGGUCAAGCCACUAUCCAAGGAAAUGGUGCGGGUAGUUUUGGACAGAACAGGAAAAGAAAGCUCCCUGAAGACGAAGAGUGGAGGUCUGUUGAACAAAACUCUCCCAAUAAUGCAGGUAAGAAAAUUAGGGGCUUCAACAAAAGUGCAGAAAUCGUUGAUGCAGUUGUGAGUUCUGAUUUAGAAGGUGCACUUGCUGGAGCUGGUUUGGAAACUGGUUUAAGGAGCCAUUUGAUUAACCUCAAAAUUGAUGAACACCCUAUUAUGGGAAAGAAGAAAAAUAAAAAAGCUCAGAUUUCUGAUGAAUGUUUAUCCUUGACUUCAUCUCGAGUAGAUGUGCAGAAAGAAACUCUGAAGAAGACUGGAGAUCCUAGCAAGAGCAAUGCUACUGAUGUUGUUUUGUUCAAUUUUGGAGAUACUGCCUUUACAGGAGAGGGGGUCAACAUUUUACCUCCUGUUGAAAAGACAGAGAAACAAACUAGUUUCUCUAAGAGGAAAAACAUGAUGCAUCAAGAUUGUGAUGGACCUGGUUUUUCAAUUCCUGAGAAUAAUAGCAUGCUCAGAGAAAGUCUGACUUCAAGGCAAGGUGUAGAAACGAGAAAUUCUGGGUCUAUUUCUCUUCCACUAAUGUCAGCAGGAGAUUCAUCAACAGAAAAAGGGCUGCAUUUGUCUUUUAGGAAUUGCUUUUCACCUCAAAGAGGAGAUGGGAAAUAUUUUUCUUCAAUCAUGGAUAGGCCAGCAUCUUUGCCGCCUUGGAAAGGGGCCAUUUUUAGAGAAGAUGAAAUUAUGAGGAAAGAUCUUAAGAUGAAUCAUAUGAGAGAUUCUGCUUUCCCCUCUAAAUCUGAACUAGAUUCCUGUCUCAUGCAAGGAGCCCAUGUUGAUCUCAAUAGUAAGAGAACCUCCUAUAGAACAUCCUUCCCUAAUGAGAAGCUAAAAAUGCAUACCUCUCAGGCUGAAUUUGGGAGUUGUUCUUUGCUGCAGCAAAUGCACUUUUGUGGCACUAGUAACAAUAUGAAAACUAUGGGAAAUCAGGAGAAUUUGUUUGUUACCAGGAAACAUGUCAACCAACGAGCUGAGAUGGUGUCUGAUCAGGGAACUUUGGAUGACAUAACCAUGGAAAUUGUUGAACUCAUGGCCAAGAAUCAGUAUGAGAGAUGCCUUCCUGAUGCCAAAACUGAAAAACAGUCAUCAAUAGCAACCAACAAUGCCAGAAAUCAUCAAAAACUGGAUCUUAAUAAAGCAUAUAGAAGUGGGGGGGUUAGCCUAUUGCCAGGUGAGAGUGCUCACAAAUCAAACCCUUGUACCAGUAAUGGAAGGAUUGGCAAAACUACUAAAGGUGAUAAUGUGGGAUCCAGCAAACAAAAAUCAGCUGAUUAUUUCCCCGAAGUAGAUGGUAACCAAUACAACAUGAGCCAAUUGGAGCAAAGCUGUGCUCCUACAGGGUUUCGACUAUUUGCUCGAAGUGGAGAGAAUCCAUCAAAUGGCCUCCAAUUUUCUGAUACCAGUUCCAGCAGGCAUGGUAGUGCUCAGAAUUGCCAGUGGAUUGGGAAUAUGGUUGGGAACAGGCCUUCUCACAGUACCAUGCAGGCAUUGGUAGCAUGUAAUGCAUGCCAGGGUGCUCCUCAACAGAAAGCAGCUCAUCUUUUGUCAUCAUUGAUGCCAAAUAACCUGGCCUUCCUUUGUACUAUUCCACAGAAGUGUGCAGAUGAGUCAACCAACUCAGAUGGGCAUUCAUGUUGUCCCAGCAACCUGCCCAGGGGUAAUAUGAAUGGGGGUAAUGAUCGAAACUUUUUAAAUCUAAGUACUUCCAACCUCGAGAGGUAUAAUAGGAAGUUUGACUCUGAAACUCUCAGAAGUACCCCUUCUGAUUACCCAUUUCCUUGCAAACAUCAUGGGGUGGGGACAUUGGAUCUCUAUUCUAAUGAGACCAUACCAGCCAUGCAUUUACUCAGCCUUAUGGAUGCAGGAUUUCAGUCAGGUGCUCCAGUUGAUUUGAAUGGAAACCAAAAAUUCCUUAGGAGAGAUUCAUUUCUUCACAAUCAUCACUUUGAAGAGUUCCCAGACAUGGCAUCUAGUGGAUGUAGGACCAGCAAUGCCACAAAACACCUGGCAUCUGAUUGUUAUGGUAAAAACCAUCAGCUUGCAGAUUUCCAUGAACAUUUAGCAGCCAUUCCAACUGCUGGUGCUUCUACUUCAUUUCAACAUGAUAGAACUUUCAAAAAGGACUCUGCUUUUCCUGUUCAAUUAUCAUUAAAGUCACGGGAUAAAGAGAAAACAAAGCACUCAGAUUCACAAAUACAGAAUAGGAACCGGAGAUCACAGAAAACUACAUCUUCUAGCGGUGGCUUGAGCACAACUUGUGGAUCUAUUCCUGUUCAUAGUAUGCCAAAACUGAUACUUGGCACAGCAAAUUUAAUGUUCCCCCCGCAAUUUCCUGCAAUGGAUAAUGCAACUAGAUACAAGUUGGAGGCCCAAGCUGUGAGUAGGGAUGUGAGUGGAGCUGUUUUGCCUUCAAAAGCCAGUUCUAAGACUGAAAUCUGCAGUUUAAACAGAAAUCCUGCUGAUUUUACCGUGCCUGAACCAGGAAAUGUAUACAUGAUCAGAGGUGAAGACCUAAAAUUUAGGAGGCCAUCUGCCUUUGGGAACAGAAGUGGGUUAUUAAAACUGGGUGGCCACAAGCGUCAGAAGAAAGUUUGCUGCCACUAAAGAGCAUUCCUGAAAUCAAACAUCAUGAGACAAUCAUUCACAUAGAUGCUGGUAAGUCCUUGGAACUUCUAUUAUCUCCACUGCUUCAAAUUAACAACCUCUUCCUUAAGACGAGUUAUAGGACAGCCUUUCUGUGUCAAUCAAGCUGUCAUUCGUUUAAUUUCAGCAGGCAUUUUCCAAAAAGUAUUGCUCAGCAAUGCGAAAUGGUGAUGACUUCUAAGCUUCGCAAAGUGCCAGCCAGCCAAUGCAAUAGUUGGAACAAAGAUUGCAAAGUCCAUAUCGUUCUUUUGGACUAUAGAUUGUCUCAUUGACAUUAGAAUAGGUACCAAUGGGGCAUUUAAAAUUCCCAAAAGCCAAGCCAAGGAGGACAUGUCAGGUGCAAGCAAGGUAAGGCCUUUAAAUAUUGCUAAUGUCUUCACCUUGCAUAGGCACACAUAAAAACCUAUUUAAUUGGAUACUGUAUGUUGUUUUCAAUAUUUUUGUAAAACAUGAACGCCCUUCAGCACUCAUAAUGGGGGCGGCUUAUGUAUUACUUAAGUUACUCAGCUUCAUUCCCGAGCUCAGGAAGUGAGAGUGGAAGCAGAUACUAUGGAUUUUAUCAGGUGUUCUAAUGUUCUGAAGCAUAGGUUUGAAUAACCCCUCCUAACGGGGUAAUUAUUCUGUGGUAUUUUAUAGUGUGUGAAAGAGAGUAUCUUCUCUUUCUUUCUUUCUUUCUUUCUUUCUUUAUUAUUUUAUUAUUAUUAUUUUUUUCUGCAUAUUGAUUAGUUGGAAUAAAUGAAAAUUGAAAUG
Messenger RNA from Rubroshorea leprosula, 4850 nucleotides. The record is from the annotation of a GenBank genome assembly. NCBI's taxonomy places the organism in Eukaryota, Viridiplantae, Streptophyta, Magnoliopsida, Malvales, Dipterocarpaceae.